Molecule: messenger RNA, 2883 nt
Organism: Branchiostoma belcheri (Belcher's lancelet)
Lineage: Eukaryota; Metazoa; Chordata; Leptocardii; Amphioxiformes; Branchiostomatidae
Product: latent-transforming growth factor beta-binding protein 4-like
Exons: 21
Coding region: 261-2714 (817 amino acids)
Source: RefSeq, a predicted model, not a curated record
CGGGACGUCGACAUGCGACCAGCCCACGUGGUCACUUAAUUGUCGGGGCAACCUGGCGGCCAGUGCCCGUCAAUUUUCCACCGGGGGACGAUCUGUCUUGACAAGACGGUGCCUUCUGAGAAAAGAACCGAUCGUCCCAUGAGAGAGUUAACGUAUCUUGGGUUGCAGAAGUGACCAGGGACCUAGCUUAACAGGUGGUUGUUCAGUUGCACCAGCGUCAAUCCAGCGUAAGGACGUGUGUGAAGUGACAGACUACCGGCAUGAUGAAGCCCUACUUCUGCUGGAUGGUGCUGUCCUUGGUGCUACAAGCUGUUCCAUAUGGGCAUGGUCUAAUAGGAACCAUGGUCGAGUGUGGCUCCAAUCAGGAAUGUCCAAAUUUCGAAUACUGCUUCUUUGCUGAACCGGGGGAAAAAGGCAUGUGCCUGGGCCUGGACUGUUAUAAGCAGGAUGAUUGCAAAGAAGGAAGCUUCUGUGACUUUUCAGAAUCCGUCGGUGUUAGGACCCCCAGAGGGGGCUGCGCAAAAGGAUCCAAGCCUCCAGAGAGCGUUCUCUGCAAUCGUGACUCGAUGUGUGAGACGUCGUACUUCUGCGACAUGACUGCCGGACCAGACGGAAACGGAAUGUGCCGGAAACGGCAGAAUCGCCAGCUACACGGAGGGAUCACAGUGUGCUACAAGGAUAUCGACUGUCCCGGCGGGAGAUACUGUGAUAAGCACGACCCUGAGUUGGAGCUCGGCAUCUGCCGGGACCCUCCGCCGUACCCCGUCCUGCCGCCCGAGCCCGAGAAACAACCUGACCGGGGCCCGACCGCACCUGAUGGACAGUACACGGGCAUCCCGUGCAAACAGGACCCAGACUGUGGAGUGAACAGUUACUGCGUACUGCGGAAGGAGCCUGACGGCAGGACUGUGGGAGAAUGUGUGCGGGGCAGCAGAAGGGGAGAGCCCGUCUACUGUUAUGACGACCCCAUGUGCGGAGCAGGCUUCAGGUGUAAACUCUCCCCUAACGGCGUGUACGGGAUCUGUACUGAAGACGACAAGGCACAACCAGACGGGCACGGAGGGAACAUGUUCUGUUACUCGGACUCGGACUGUGACCGGGGAGCCAAGUGUGAGAUGACGGAGAAAGGCGGCAUGUGCACCAACGGUGACACCAACAACAUCACGCCGGAACAGAAGCCGCCUGAGAAGCCCAACUUUUGCUACUCAAACGCUGACUGCGCGGCGGACCGUUACUGUGACGGGGCGCAAUCUCUCGGCUACGGCACCUGUAGACUCGGGCCCCGCGGUCCCGUUCCCGUCCCGUUCUGCUACAACGACCCUGACUGCGGCCAGGGACAGUACUGUGAUGUAGACCAGUACGGAGUGGGGACCUGUCGCAGUGGGAGCCGACCAGUUCCAGCCCCUGCCCCUGCUCCGGCACCCGCUGAGCAGUACUGCUACCGUCCCGAGGAAUGUCCAACGGGGUUUUACUGUGAUCAGACUGGCGGCAAUGGCUUCGGGAUCUGUCGGCAAGGUUCGGGAGGACCACAACCGACGUCGGUAAGUAGAUGCUUCUCUCUGCAGGGUUGUGUGAGCGACGCGUCCUGCCGGAGUGGGGAGUACUGUGUGGUGGAUCCUGCCACUGGAGCCGGGAAAUGCAAAACGAAUAUUUACGGAGACGUUCCCGGAAUAGACAGGAACCCUACGCCCGAGUCCUGCAGAACUGAUGCAGACUGUCCGCGGGGGGCGAUGUGCGAGCAGCGCCCGGCGGUAGGGUACGGGCAAUGCAUCCAGGCACCGCCAGGGGGCAUUGUACAGCCUCGACCGCGACCCCAACCUCAGCCACAGCCACAACCCCAACCGCAACCACAACCUCAACCGGCAAAGUACUGUCUAGAGCAGAGAGACUGUGGCAGCGGGUACACCUGUAACUUCCACUCUGAACUGGGUUACGGGGAGUGUCAACCUGGCAACAUCCGGCCUCAGCCACCGCAGCCAGAUCCGAUUAAGUUUUGUACAGAAGACCAUGACUGCGGUGCUGAUCACUUCUGUGAAGCUAUCGUCAAUGGCUACGGAGUGGCAGGGAUCUGCAAGAGGGGUACACGUGCAGGACCGGUUUUCUACUGCAAUCGUGAUGAGGACUGUUUCGACAUAGGUGUCUGUGACAUCAUGCCUGGCCAGGCAUAUGGAACCUGUGGACUGCCAAAGUACUGCUACCUGAACUCCCACUGUGACCCUGGAAACUUCUGUGACUUCAUCGGACCGGGAACGUACGGUGUCUGCAGGAGAGGGCCGUUCCCUACAGAUGUGAUUUGCUACCAAGACAGGGACUGCAAUGGCGGGCGUUGCAACCUUCUGUACGGCCAGUUUGGAGUGUGUGAGGACAACCCUUACCAACCUCAACCGCAACCUCAACCUGUACCACAACCCCAACCCCAACCACAACCUCAACCCCAGCCACAACCUCAACCCCAGCCACAACCUCAACCAGUGCCACAGUCUGGCUGUGCGAUAUCCCUCUCUGACCUGAGAGGGACCGGAUACGGCACGUUUAAGGAGUGUAAUGUCUACGACGACUGCCCAGCGUACGAGUAUUGCUCCUUCGACAUUUGUGACCAAGGACGCAGGGGCUACUGCAUCGGUCGUGACUGCUACGCUGAGUCGGACUGCCAACAGUACAGCGCCAGGUGUCACAUGGAAGGGGACUACUUCAAAGGCUGGUGCAAGCAGUGACGUCAUACCUCUGUUCCAACAUCCUGCGGUGCUGUAUCAAUUGUGUUUACACAUAUUAAUUAUUAUCCAAUAUGAUACAAACAAGCACAUCGGCAGAACAUACUGCACCUGCGCAGAACCCCGUAUUUUCGCGUUUUUCGUUGGGUUUUUGGUCAACGUUGCAUCGGAA